Messenger RNA from Symbiodinium sp. CCMP2456, 507 nucleotides. The record is from the annotation of a GenBank genome assembly. Lineage: Eukaryota; Dinophyceae; Suessiales; Symbiodiniaceae.
AUGAGCGAGAGCCUUCAACACACGCUGGACCGGGUGCGUCGCCCGCGCGUGCAGAUUACUUAUGACGUCGAGACUGGCGGCGCCCUGGAGCAGAAAGAACUGCCGAUGGUCGUUGGCGUGAUGUCCGAUCUCGCCGGCGACGCCGAAGAGACGCCCAAGGCCGUGAAGGAGCGCAAGUUCGUACCGAUCGACCGCGACAACUUCAACGAAGUGCUCGCCAAGACCGCGCCGCGGCUGGUGAUGAGCGUCCCGAACCGCCUGACGGACGAGGACACGAACCUCUCGGUCGAACUGAAGUUCGAAGACAUCACCGACUUCGAGCCGCAGAACGUCGCCAAGCAAACGCCGGCGCUGAACGCGCUGCUCGACGCCCGCCACAAGUUGCGUCAGAUCCUCAGCACGAUGGAAGGCAACGAUUCGUACGCCGACUUGCUGCGUGAAGUGUUGACCAACCCCGAAGCCGCCAAGUCGCUCGCCGACGAGUUGGGCGACGGAAAGUCCGAGUGA